AUGUUUUUUCUAAUAAAUCUUCUUAUAUUAUUUAUUGUUACACAUCAAAUUAAUGGAGAUGAUAAUGAUGGAAGAGGAGCAAGUGCAUCUUCGACAGAAGUUGGUGUUGGAUGUUUUUCUGCUGAUUCAUCAGUUAUUUUAAAUAAUGGUCAACUAAAACAAAUAGAUCUUCUUAAAACUGGUGAUCAAAUUCUUACUAUUAAUCAUAAUAAAAUUGUUUCAACUGAUAUGAUUUUUAUGUUAGAUAAAGAAACAUCAAAACAAGCUAAAUUUUAUACAUUUAUAACGGAUUCUGGUCAUAAAAUAAGUUUAACAAGUGUUCAUUUAAUUCCAAUAUUAUCUUCUAAUUCUAAACUCGAUUAUAUACCAGCUAAACAAGUUAAAUUAGGUGAUCAAUUUAAUGUUAAUAUAAAUGGUAAAGUUAAUUAUUCACCAGUUCAAAAUAUAACAAUUGAAUACAAAAGAGGAUAUUUUGCUCCAUUAACAAUGACAGGAACAUUAUUGGUAAAUGAUGUAUAUUCAAGUUGUUAUGCAUUAGCUAAAAGUCAUAAAUGGUCACAUUUAUUUAUGACACCUUUUCGUUGGUAUUAUAAAUUAACUCGUUUUAUUUCUAUUAAUGAUCCAUUUGAUAAUAAUAGAAAUGAUGGAAUUUAUUGGAUUAUAGAUAUAAUUCAUCAAUUAAUUAAUUAUAUUCAACCUUCAAUAUUACAAUCUUUAUAA
Molecule: messenger RNA, 720 nt
Organism: Rotaria sp. Silwood1
Lineage: Eukaryota; Metazoa; Rotifera; Eurotatoria; Philodinida; Philodinidae
Source: the annotation of a GenBank genome assembly